Messenger RNA from Lepus europaeus (European hare), 645 nucleotides. It is a transcript of the gene CPSF4L, whose product is annotated as cleavage and polyadenylation specific factor 4 like. Gene Ontology annotation, cellular component: mRNA cleavage and polyadenylation specificity factor complex. Bases 1 to 645 code for a protein of 214 amino acids. The record is from RefSeq and is a predicted model, not a curated record. Gene Ontology annotation, molecular function: metal ion binding; RNA binding. The transcript has 9 exons. Lineage: Eukaryota; Metazoa; Chordata; Mammalia; Lagomorpha; Leporidae.
AUGCAGGAGGUCAUUGCCGGCCUGGAGCGCUUCACCUUCACCUUCGAGCACGAUGUGGAAACGCAGAAGGGCACGGGGCUCCUGCCCUUCCAGGGCAUGGACAAGUCGAGCUCAGCUGUGUGCAACUUCUACCCUAAAGGGCCGUGCGCCAAAGAGACGCUCUGCCCCUUCCGGCACGAGCACGGGGAGAAGACGGUGGUGUGCAAGCACUGGCUGCGGGGCCUGUGCAAGAAGGGCGACCACUGCCGGUUCCUGCACCGCUACGACGCCACCAGGAUGCCCGAGUGCUACUUCUACUCCACGUUCGGUGACUGCAACAACAAGGAGUGUUCCUUCCUCCACGUGAAGUCGGCUGUCAAGCCCCGGGACUGUCCCUGGUACGACCAAGGUUUCUGCAAGAAUGUGGGCCCCCUGUGUAAGUACCGCCACACCCGCAGAACCAUGUGUCUCCGCUACCUCGCUGGCUUCUGCCCCGAGGGACCCACCUGCCAGUUUGCCCAUCCCAAGAUCAAUCUUGCACUCAACCCGAGUUACAGGCAGCUUAUCAACCGCCCCAGGACACAGCACCUCCUGCUGCUGCUGCAGCUCCCCGCGCCCCCUUCCUGGCAAAGUGCCUGGUUCCCCACCACCAGGACUCCCCAGUGA